Messenger RNA from Protopolystoma xenopodis, 573 nucleotides. The record is from the annotation of a GenBank genome assembly. Lineage: Eukaryota; Metazoa; Platyhelminthes; Monogenea; Polystomatidea; Polystomatidae.
AUGACGACGACAAAAGUUGUGAUUCUGGAUCAUGCUAUCCCCUGGAUCCGUUGGCCACAUUGGUCGCCUCGCAUCAGCUGCCUAAUUUCUUCUAUCCCCUCACCCACCCACACACCUUCCGGCUUUCCCAUCGCUCUGUACCGGUCGGCAGGUGCCGCGGAGAAGUCGAUGCGACAUGGAGCUCAGGAUCGAGCCCAGGCAGCCAUCGGUACCAUGCGUGCGCUGAUGCAGCAUCGGCUGAACGAGAGACCCGAGCUGUUCACAUUCAUCGCAGACGUCUUUCAAGUGGGCGUCAGCUCGCGACAACAUCUGGAAUCCCUGGAAAGCGUUCAGAAGAGCAUCCUGGCGGGCACAAGCCAGUGGUCCGCCAAAGUCACAAUAACAGGUAGCACGAGAUUGGUACCACUUACAAUCACGUCCUCAUCGGCAUCAUGGACUGUCGAGUGUGGUCAGGCCCUGAGUGGGCCUCGUCACUUGGAGGCCGAUGAAGCUAGCGAAUAUGCGCCCUGGCAACCGUUGUACGCGGAGUCAAAUGUGCAUGCAGUUGCGUCGGGUGAUGUGAGUCCUCCGUGA